This is a messenger RNA of Dufourea novaeangliae, 2440 nucleotides long. RefSeq names its product splicing factor 3A subunit 1 (gene Sf3a1). The record is from RefSeq and is a predicted model, not a curated record. Gene Ontology annotation, molecular function: RNA binding; protein binding. NCBI's taxonomy places the organism in Eukaryota, Metazoa, Arthropoda, Insecta, Hymenoptera, Halictidae. The transcript is spliced from 11 exons. Gene Ontology annotation, cellular component: U2 snRNP; U2-type prespliceosome; catalytic step 2 spliceosome. The coding region runs from base 55 to 2355 and encodes 766 amino acids. Gene Ontology annotation, biological process: mRNA cis splicing, via spliceosome; regulation of alternative mRNA splicing, via spliceosome.
UUAUAAGAAAUAGUGGAAAAUGUGUGAAAAUUGAGUAGACAAAGUAAUACAAACAUGCCUGCACAAGAAAUUGCAGUUAUACAACCACCAGCGACUGAGGGUGAAGAAAAUAAUGCACCCUCGUCGCAACCGAUCGUUGGCAUUAUUUACCCUCCACCGGAGGUUAGAAAUAUUGUUGAUAAGACGGCCAGUUUUGUGGCCAGAAAUGGACCAGAAUUUGAAUCCAGGAUCAGACAAAAUGAACUUGGCAAUCCAAAGUUUAAUUUCUUGAACUUUGGUGAUCCGUAUCAUGCGUAUUACCAACACAAAGUAAAAGAAUUUAAAGAAGGCAAAGGGCAAGAACUAACUUUAGGACAAGGGUUGGGAAAAGCUGUUAAUUUAGCAGCUCAUCAAAAGCAACAAGAAAUUUUAAAACAAGUUGAACAACCAUUUGUUCCAAAAGAUCCACCUAUAGAAUUUGAAUUUAUUGCUGAUCCACCUUCUAUUUCAGCUUUAGAUUUAGAUAUUGUAAAACUGACAGCACAAUUUGUAGCCCGUAAUGGUCGUCAAUUUUUAACUAAUUUAAUGAACAGAGAACAGAGGAAUUUUCAGUUUGACUUCUUACGGCCUCAGCAUUCCUUGUUCCAAUACUUUACAAAACUCUUGGAGCAAUAUACAAAAGUAUUAAUUCCACCUAAAGAUUUAUUGCCACGUCUCCGAGAUGAGGCAGCCAACAUGGACAAAAUUUUAGAUCAAGUGAAAUAUCGUGCUGAAUGGUUAAAAUACCAAGAAGCUCAAAGACGUAAAGAAGAGGAAGAAUUAGAACGUGAAAGAGUAGCUUAUGCGCAAAUUGACUGGCAUGAUUUUGUUGUGGUUGAAACUGUUGAUUACCAGCAGUUUGAAGUUGGUAAUUUCCCAGCACCAACAACACCAGAUGAAGUUGGUGCUCGAGUACUUAUGCAGGAAAGAAUAGAAGACGGCGAGGAUGUAGAAAUGCAGAUCGAUAGCGAAGGAGAGGAUGAAAUGCAAAAUCGUACUGAAGGUGAAAAGGAUCGCGCGAAAGAUAAUAAUCAAGUACAAGAUAUGGAAGAAGAUUCUAGCGAUGAAGAUGAUGUGUCACCUCCAGGUGAUACUCACAAAUCGAAAGAAUCGAAACCACGUGACAGUAAUAAUAUGCAGCCUCCGCCGUUGCCUCCUACUCCAGGAAAUGUUGUAGUGAAGAAAGGAUAUGAUCCUAAACAGCAUGCAACCAAAACUGUACGUCCUGUUGCUCCUGAUGAAUACCUGAUAUCUCCAAUUACGGGAGAACGCAUUCCAGCGAGUAAAGUUCAAGAACAUAUGCGUAUUGGAUUGUUAGAUCCACGUUGGGUGGAACAAAGAGAUAAACAUCUCGAUAAAUUAGCACAAGAAACAGUAUUCGCUCCUGGCACUGCGAUUGAGGCUAGUUUGAAACAACUCGCCGAACGACGUACCGAUAUUUUCGGUGUCGGUGACGAAGAAACCGCCAUCGGUAAGAAAAUCGGUGAGGAAGACAAAAAGAAAGACGACAAGGUCACGUGGGAUGGACACACAUCGAGUGUCGAAGCAGCGACUAGAGCUGCCAGAGCAAACAUUACUUUGGAGGAUCAGAUUCAUCAAAUACACAAAGUUAAAGGACUUCUUCCUGAUGAAGAGAAAGAAAAGAUUGGGCCAAAACCCGCAAAUCGUGCAGCAGAAUUAUCACAUAUGGCGGCAGCUGCUUCGAAACCACAAGCUACGUUGAAGGCACCACCAAAACCACCAGCACCGAAACCGGUACCAGUUCCUACACAACCACCACCGCCGCCAACCAUGAGCAUGCCCACUAUGGGUAUUCCUCAACCAAUGAUGCCACAACCACAGAUGAUGAUGAUGGCUCCUAUGCCUCCCAUUCGACCACCCCCUCUUAUGACACCUGCGAUGUCACCGUUUAUGCCAACUCCACCACCGAUGCAACCGCCAAUGGCAUCUGCUAUUGGAAUGAAACAUCCUACUGAACCUAUGGACGAAGAACCUCAGACUAAGAAAUUAAGAACAGAAGAUUCAUUAAUACCCGAGCAGCAGUUCUUGGCUAGGAAUAAGGGUCCUGUUCAAUUGAGCAUAGCUGUACCAAUGAUGGCAGAGAAAGCAGAAUGGAAGUUGAAUGGUCAGACAUUAAAUAUUACUUUACAAGUGAGCGACACUGUGGCAACGAUGAAAGCUCUUUUACACGAACAAACCGGAAUGCCUCCUGGUAAACAGAAGUUGCAGUAUGAGGGAAUGUUUUUCAAAGAUAGCAAUACUCUUGCGUACUAUAAUUUAACAUCCGGUAAUGUUAUUAAUCUUCUACCGAAGGAAAGAGGUGGUAGAAAGAAGUAAAACUGAAAAAUAUGUAAUUGCAUUUUCUAUGGUUUUACAUUACCUAUGCAUAAAUAGAAUUUUAAUCUGAACUGCACAAUCUGGA